This is a messenger RNA of Chironomus riparius, 2094 nucleotides long. The record is from the annotation of a GenBank genome assembly. NCBI's taxonomy places the organism in Eukaryota, Metazoa, Arthropoda, Insecta, Diptera, Chironomidae.
AUGGACGAGGACAGAAUACAAGAGUGGAAAGGUGGUGGUGGACUAUUAGACGAAUCACAAAUUAUCACACAAUCUCCAAAAAGAGAAAAUUCUGUGCCACAAAUGGCAAAUGUAGGAAAAGUGAAAUUUCAACCGCCAAAUGUACCCGUGAUAUUUGUUCUUGGCGGUCCUGGAAGUGGAAAGGUUACACACUGUGAUACAUUGAUGCAAGAGAAACGCGGUCUAACUCAUAUAAAUAUGAUGGAUCUAUUACAACAAUAUGCUAUGGGCAAUGACAUGCAAGAUUUCUCAAAAUUACCUUCCAAAACCGUAACGGAAGUUUUGAUGCUUGAGAUGAAAAUGUCACCGGCCGCAAAAGCUUACCUCAUUUCUGGUUAUCCUCGUUCAAUGCGUGAUGUUGUUGAAUAUACUGAAAAGAUUCAGGUCUUGAACGGUGUCAUUCUCAUAUCAUGGCGUCAAUCUGUGCUGAAGAAGCAAAUUGACUUCGGUGCAAAACUUGGACAUGUGGUCCUUUCCCUCGCAAAAAUGGAACUAGAGAAUUUCUUCAAAAGUGUCAUGCCAGUUGCAGAUUAUUUUGAUCAAAGUGAUAUGCUUGUUGCAAUAAAUGGCGAACGUGCACCGAGUGAAGUAUAUAAGGAUUUUCGUGCUGCAGUUCUGGAUAUAUUGCAAGCACAAGAAAAUCAAGAGGCGGUGUUGAAUGGAGUAGCUGGCAUAGGUCAUGGCAAUGACGAAAUUCCUGGAAGUAUUGUAAGUGUAGAAACAGCUCCGAAACAGGAGCCAAUUAGAGAAAGAGAAGCAAUGGUUGUCACAACGCCACCAAAUGCAAUAGACUCACCGAUUAGAGUUAAGACAAAAAUGAAUGGAAAUGUUGGCAAGAAUGUGAUCGAAGUGGAAACAAUAGAAAAUCAUUUAACUGACAGUGUCUCUAAAAUACCUCCAGUAAUUUUUGUUCUUGGAGGUCCUGGUAGUAAUAAAGCAAUGCUUUGCUUAAAAGCUGUCGGUAUGAAUGCUGGAUGGAGUCAUUUUAGUAUCGGAAGGUCAUUAAGAACAUUAGCCGAAUCAGAUCCAAAACCAUUAACCGAGAACUUUGCUAUAAAAGAAUCAUUGACAGCAGGCGAAAUGGUGUCGAAGGAUAGUUUGGACAAACUUAUACACACAAACAUACUUCAACUUUUAAACAAAAAGGGUAUUAUUAUUGAUGGAUAUCCUCGUGAUAUAAAUCAGGUUUAUGAUUUCGAAGAAAAGUAUAAUCAAAAGCCACCAAUCAUUUUAUUAGAUUGUUCAAAGCUUCAAUUAGGUAGAGGGAGAUUAGAUGACUCAGUCUCAGCUUUUAGGAGACGAUUGGAACUGUUUCGAGAACUAACAUUACCCAUGUUAAAAUCAAUAGAUAGUGGAGGUCGAUUAACUAUUAUUGAUGGAGAUCCGGACAGUGUAACCGUACAGCGAGAAUUCGAGAGAGUCAUAAAGCAGUAUAUUGAUAAAUUAAGUGGUAAAGCUUUACAAAUGAAUGGGGACGCUCAACCCAAGAUUAUAAGUGGAUUAUAUAACCGCAACUCACAAACUGAUCCACAACGGAUGGGUAAACAAAGGAUGAAUGAAAUGAAUGAUGGAAAUUUGCAUGACUUAAUGCCUGGCGUCAUACCAACAAUUAGCAAUCACGUUACCAAUUAUGUAAAUAAUAAUCAUCAGAAUGGAUAUGUAGCGAAUGGUCACUUAGGUGGUAAUAAGAAUUAUACACAUCCACGAACCAACACAAAUGGUUACAUUCCAAAUGGUCGACCAAAUUUAAGAUCAAUGCUUCAGGAUGCUGAAAUGGAUUCACAUAUGUAAUGAUCGUCACUUACUAAUAGUCCAUAGUUCAAUAGUUUUCCUCAGAACUUACUUUAUUGAUUAUUUGUUUUUAAAACAUUUUGAGUGGCAUGUGUGCCAAAGCAGUUAAAUGAUUUUUUUUGAAACUUCUGAGCAGCAAGUCAGAGAAGAUUUUUAAAGAACACUCAAAAAUAAGUAAAAUUUAGUUUUUAUUUAUUUUUGCAAAAGGAAUAUUUGAAUUAAUUUCGAGGUAUGAGUAGUAAAUUGUAACUGCUUAAGUUAGAG